This is a messenger RNA of Myripristis murdjan (pinecone soldierfish), 6566 nucleotides long. RefSeq names its product clustered mitochondria protein homolog. The coding region runs from base 529 to 5922 and encodes 1797 amino acids. The transcript has 30 exons. NCBI's taxonomy places the organism in Eukaryota, Metazoa, Chordata, Actinopteri, Holocentriformes, Holocentridae. Gene Ontology annotation, molecular function: mRNA binding; protein binding. Gene Ontology annotation, biological process: intracellular distribution of mitochondria; organelle organization. Gene Ontology annotation, cellular component: cytoplasm. The record is from RefSeq and is a predicted model, not a curated record.
AGUCUAAAUACAGGAAGUUACAUCAUGAAAGGCGGAGAGGUCGCCCUCUUCUGGACUUAAACCGGUACUUAGUGAGUGUAGUGUGUGUAUAUGUGCGUGCGUGUGUGUGUAUGAGAGAGAGGGAGACUAAGUGUGUCGACAGGAGGGCCGACAGGCUCUUUCACAGCUCCUCUUCACCUCUCACACGUUCAGGAACAUCCUAUGAAGGGCACAGAAGAAAACACACACUAACUCACACACAUAGCCGGUUUGGGUAACGUGGUUUCGCAGUAGGGAGAGGGGAGUCUCCUGCUCUACAGGGAAGCCUGGGAAACUCAGCACUCUGGUUUUUUAGCAGGAUGAACAGCAGUGGAGCCUGGAGAAGAUGACAUAGACUAGCAGUGUCUACCUCCCUCUACACUGGCUGGAUUCCAGUGAUUCCAACAUCAUUCCAGAGUUCUUCUACUGAUAUUUAGCAUCCAGUUUGGUAUUCCAGUUUGUCCCACUGUCAGCAACACAGCACCACUGCAGUGUUGUGCACAAGGCACCAUGGGAAAUGUGGCCCAGUGUUGCCAUGCAUUAUCAAACUUCCUAUUGUGUAAAGAUGCACUAGAGCGUGACGUGGAAAGGUCUGCUCUGCUGUCUGACGAAGAGAGUGAAUGUGACUCGCCAGUGCUGCUGGGUGACCCACAGGAUGAUUUGGUGACUGUGUCCACCAACGUGUCAAACCUUACUCUAGAACAAGAGCACUUCCUGUUUCCUGACAUCAUCCUGAGCAGCAGCCUUGGAGGGGACGUGGCCCUGGUGGAGCCAAUGGUGUGUCUCUUGGUUUCUGAGGAGGAGGAAGGAGAAGCGGAGGCAAUGGGGAGGGACGAGGCAGGAGCUGAAGGACAAGAGAGAACUGAUGGAGGGAGAUAUAGGCUAUACACUGAGGUGGAAACUCAGACUGAAGUGGAGACACAGAUUAGAACAGGGGUACAGACACAGACAGAACACCAGGCAGAAGUCCAAACGCAAACAGAGAUACUGGCAUGCAUUAAUAAAACUAUGAAGAGGAAGAAACAAGCUGAAGUAAAUAUACAAACAAACAUGGAACGUGCAAAAGAGACAGUAAUGGGUAUUUGGAAGGAUCAUGGACCACAGAAACAAGUGGACAUCGCUAAAAUGCCAUUUGAGAAACAUCAGAAAAAGUUAAAUGCCAAACUUUGGAUUGAUGCAGACGUCUACCCCAAACUGGAGAUGGGCAGACAGAAAGAGAGAAAAGGUUUGGGCUUUGAAAGCCUGGGAAAAGAAGUGGAACAGGGAAAACUGAAAGACCACUGCAUCCACAAGGAAAUGACCACCACUUUAGAAAAGCACAACACAGUCACUACACAAGAUGGUGCAUUCCAAAUAGAGCAGAACAUGGGCACAAUGGAGGAGGUAAACACCAAUAAAGAGCAGAACACAAAACAAUUGAAUAUCUGUCAGCUGCAACAGAAAAGUGUUGUAAUGGACCUGACUAAGCUAACAGAUCGCCCCUCAGUGAUGCUGACAGAACACAGCACAUACAAAAUGGAAGAGAGCAUUGUUCCAGCAAAGCAGGACACCAACAAGUCACAGCCAAAUGUUCGCCUGACAAACCGCAGCAUCAACAACAUUCAAUUUCAAACUUUUGAGAACUUUGACCCUACAGAUUGUUGUGUAGACCAGACACAACAGCGUACUAUCCAGACAAAUCAGAAUGAUGAGCAGAUGGGGCAGCUAACUGUGCGAUCCUGUCAGAAUGGAAAUGAGAAGGAACCGAGCAUUACCCACACAAGACUGAAAUUAAAUAUGUCUGAUGACCAGACAGAUCAGAUAAUUGCCUGUGCAAAACAGAAUGUUAAUCAGAUGGACUGCAAUAUUGUCCAGACAGAAGGCAAUCCUGGUGAUCUGAUGCAGAGUGUUGACCAGACCGAUGAGACCAGUGUCCACACAGAGCAAAUUCAGAGCCAGAUAGAGCAAUGUCCAGCCAAGACCAAAGAGAGCGAAAACAAAACUGCUCUCCAACAUGCUUUGGAGUUGGAGAGAGCUCAGGUGGAGGAGGGAGGAGCUGAGAUGAAGCAAGUGACCUUGUUUUUAAUCGAUAGACUAUUUUUGGCUGCCCCAGAAGUCAAAGCGCCUCCAGGUCAAAAUGAGAAAGGGUCAACGAAUAAUGGCACAGAGCAGGCUGAUGCUGAUAAAAGGGAGCAACACAGCAUCCAAGAUGUUGUAAACCUCCAAGAGAUGGGCUUUACUCUCAGAAUCCAGCCUCCCGGAGCAGAAGGUUUUGAGCUUCAGGUAUCAGGGCAGAUGCUGGUGGCAGAGCUGCACCAGGUGCUGAUGGAUCAUGAGAUCACCUGCCACCGCACAUGCUUCUCCCUACAGCUGGGCGGUACCAUGCUCGACAGCCUCACAGAGCUACGCUCCAUUCAGGGCAUCCAGGAUGGAGCACUCAUCAAGGUGGUGGAGGAUUCUUACACAGUACGUGAUGCUCGUAUUCAUCUUCGACAUGUCCGUGAUCUUUUGAGGAGCCUUGACCCCACGGAUGCACACAACGGAAUGAAUGGGAGUUCACUGUCCUACCUCAGCCUUUACACCCGAGGAGAGAUGGAUGGUGAAUAUGGAGGGAAGAAACGAGCUUCAGAGAAGGAGUAUACUGACUGCAGCCCUCCAGAGUAUAUCCUUCCUGGAUGCAAGGAUCGCCCCCUUUCUCUGCUGCAGCCAAUGAGAGAUGAUUGGAAGCCGUUGCAGUGCCUGCGGGUCCUGACCAUGAGCAGCUGGAACCCUCCUCCGGGGAACAGGAAGAUGCAUGGGGACUUAAUGUACCUCAAUGUUGUGACCAUGGAGGACCGAGACCUCAACAUUACCUCCUCUACACGUGGCUUCUACCUCAAUCAGUCAACCUCCUUCACAUUCAACCCAAAGCCUGCAAUACCCAAAAUCCUUUGCCAUUCUCUAGUGGAACUGCUGAGUCAAGUCAGUCCUGUCUUCAGGAAAAACUUCAGUGCCCUGCAGAAGAAGAGGGUCCAGCAACACCCGUACGAGCGGAUAGCAACGCCUUUUCAAGUAUUUACAUGGACCGCCCCUUAUGGAGACCAUGCCCUCGACUGUGUUAGAGCAGAGGAGACACACACCAGCCACAUGGGCCAGGACGAGCACACAACUGGACAGAGUCGGGACUGGAAUGAGGAGCUGCAAGGAUGCAAAGAACUUCCUGGAAGGAACCUUCAGGAACGCCUACACAGGGAGAGGAACAUAUUCAAGACCAACAGUGACUUUGUUGGAGCUGCAACACGAGGUGCUGUAGCAGUUAUCGACGGUAACAUCAUGGCAUUAAACCCCGGGGAGGAGCCUCGUAUGCAGAUGUUCAUCUGGAAUAACCUCUUCUUCAGUCUGGGGUUUGACAUAUCUGACCACUACCGUCCACUAGGGGGCAACACUGCUGCCCACGCUGCUGCCAUCUGUGACCUGAGAGGAUCACAGGCAUAUGCAUCCAUUGCCUCAGAGGGUCUACACACACUUGGGACAGCUGUGGUGGAUUACCGUGGUAACCGUGUCAUCGCCCAGACCAUUGUUCCAGGGAUACUGGAGAAGAAUCAGGAGCAGAGUGUAGUCUAUGGCUCUAAUGACUAUGGAACGACUGUUCUCACACACCCGAGGUUUCUGGAGCUGCUGGAUAAGACCUGUGCACCACUGAGAAUUCAUCGUCACCAGGUGCUCGACCACAAUGACAGCCCAGUGGAACUUUGCUCCUCAGUUGAAACCAAGGGCAUCCUGGGUAACGACGGGCGACCGUACAUCUUGGACCUUCUCCGAACGCUCCCACCAGACCUCAACUUCCAAUUCUCAGAGCAAAAGGAGGCAGUGGUGCCAGAGGAGUGUCGGAGCUUUGGUUACCCUCGGCGUCAUCGGCACGGUCUGGCCAGUCUGAGGCCGGAGCUGAUAGAGGCCUUUGUACAGCACAGGUAUGAACUCUUCAUCAAGAUGGUGUCCACGGGGCUAAGCCAACUGGAAGCAGGUCCUGAGAGCCAGGAGAUUGCAGGAGAUUCAACAGGAAUGACCCAGGCUAAAGACAAGGGGCAGAUUGAGGAGCUGCUCAAAGUGCUGGAAGCUGGGGAUGUAGCCACAGCUGAAGGUAACAUGGAUUUUCAGAGAAGAAAGGUGAUCAUGGAUGCCUGUAAGACUGUUGGCUCAAUCAGUGACUCUCACUUUGACAUUCGCUUCAGUGCUGAUGUUUGCUCUCCAGGUGUGCGUUUCCCCCCUGACUGUGCUGAAGAGGUUCAGAGGCAGAGGCAGCUAUUAUGGGACGCUGCUGCCUUUCUACUAUCCAAUCAGAUUCCAGCAGUGCUGAGGGACUGUCUUGACCAAACAGCAGUGCCUUUGGAUGGAGCAACCUUGACCUCAGUGCUGCACCAGCGGGGUGUCAACAUUCGUUACCUGGGCACCCUGCUGGAGGUGCUGGAGAGGGCAGAGCAGAGAGAGAGACUCAGCCAUGUCGAGAGAAUUUCCAUCAGUGAGCUGAUCAUCAGAAGUGCAAAACAUGUCUUCAAGAUCUAUAUACAGGAUGUGGAACCUGCAGCUUUCUCAGCUGCUGUCAGCCAUUUCCUGAACUGCCUCCUGAGUUCCUGCUCGUCGCUCCCCGACUCCAGCUCAGAUGAGCUGCUGUCUCGUCGCAGGAGCCGACGUCGGCGUUGCCAAGGAAGUCGAGUUGCUCUGUUGACAGACAGUGUGUGGGCGAGACUGACACCCAGUGACCUCUGGGGCAGGAUCAGGACUGAGGCUGAGGAUUAUUACCACUACUCAAUUCAUAGUGGAAGUACAGAUGAAGUGAUAGAGAAGCACUGCCUCCAGAAGAUCUCCCUGCUUAGAGAGAUUGCCAUCAAAACAGGCAUCCAGGUGCAGUUGAGGGAGUAUGCAUUUGAGUCUCGUCACAGGCCAGCAUUUAAUGAGGAAGAUGUCGUCAACAUGUUCCCUGUAGUCAAAUACCUCAAGCGUACAUCAACUGAUGCCACACAGCUUAUUCAGCAUGCACAGGUUGCAGUACAGCAGGGUCUUCUCAAAGAUGGCUAUGACUUGAUAAGCCAGGCCCUGACUCUAUUCAGCAGUGUUUGUGGGGUCCUGCAUGAGGACGUCUGUAUGUGCCUGCGCCUCCUUGGACGGCUCAGCUACAUCUUGGGGGACUAUGCAGAUGCCCUCAGCCACCAGGAAAAGGCUGCCAUGAGCAGUGAGAGAGUACAAGGCAUAGACCACCCACAGACAAUUCAAGACUAUAUGUACCUGGCCCUCUAUUGCUUUGCUGGUGGCCAGCACUCAACCUCCCUACGUCUGCUGUAUCGUGCUCGUUACCUCACUCUCCUUGUGAGUGGUGAGGAUCACCCACAGGUCGCUCUGCUGGAUAGUAUGCUGGGUCUGGUGCUUCAUGGACUGAUGGAGUAUGAGCUUUCCCUUAAGUUCCUACAGAAUGCCUUAAUUUUAACCGCAAAAUAUCAUGGAGCCGCAUCGCUCAAACAUGCACACAGUCAUCACCUGCUGGCUACUGUGUACGAGAGUAAAGGAGAGUUUCGUUCAGCCCUACAACACGAGAAGGAGGCAUAUUCAAUAUAUAAGAGCCAGGCUGGUGAGGACCACGACAGAACGAAGGAAAGCUCAGAGUACCUGAAGAGCCUGACUCAUCAGGCUGUGAUUCUACAGAAAGCCAUCAACCACAUCUACAGUAAUACACCUAGUGCCUGUACUCCACCACCAAAGUUUUCCACACCAAGCCUUCAUGUAAUCCUUCAGCAACUCAACCUGACCUGUGGAAUAAUCCUCAUUCCUCUCAGUGCAAAGGAAAUUGCAGAUUUGAAGACUGAGUUGAAAGGAAAGAACAGGACUCAGGAGCUUGAGAACCAGUUGCAGCUAAAAGGCUCGACAUCUGGAGACUACAGACAACAGCACUGAUCUAUGAACUGGACCUGUUACAAUGGAACAUUUUGGUGUUGACAUGGCCCCAUGAAAAUGACCAUAGACAAUGAACAACAAUAAUAAAUCAAAGACUGACAAUGGAUACCAGCUGCUUUGGGAAAGUUAAAUUAAUAGACUAUAAUUGCAAUAGUCUCAUACUGUAAAGGUGAUUAGUUCUGCUGCUUUGUGAGAAUGUGAUGGGUGGAUUCCAGUGUUGGAGGCAGUCUGAGCCUUAUUAGAAAUUUCAUUUACUGCAGGCCUAUCUGUAGUCAAGAAAUGUAUCUGUAACUGAGAUGUGAGGAGAGGAUGGUGUAUGUAGGAAAUCUCUAAGGGGUACAACCUCAGUGGCAAAAUGUGAAUAGCCCUGUGCCAUUUUCUGCCAGAGAAACAUGUAAAUACACCACUGAGCAAUGUUCUGAAAUAUCACUGCUAGAUAGACUGACUCGCUGGGUUACUUCUACUGAGAGAAAUGUAGGCCUAGUCACAAUGAAACUGAAAUACAAACUGGGUUUGCAAUUAUUUUGUCUUCCUGCAAUACCCAAUGUAUCCACUGAGUUCCACUCUUGUGCUAUAAACAGAACAGAACUUAACUGGAUGAUGUGUGUGUACUCCAAUAUUAAAAUGUGUAUGACUGUGUUGAA